CCACUUACUAUAAAUAUAAACCACUUUCGCAGGGGCUGACCGUCGUCACUAAUCCAUCACUGCUACAGUAUAUUAGGUUUCUAAACACUCCAAACUUAGAUCCCUUCGUAUUCUCCGCUCGCUAUCACCACCCCAAACUCCCUCAGUAAGCGCUCUCUCGCGUCUUUUUCUCCCAUUUCUUUAUCUUUGCAUGGACAUCGUUCUUUCCAUAUAAAAGAAUUUUUGUUUAUGAUCUGUUUUGAGCUUUGACGAUUCCUUGUUUCUGCUAUCUGGGGUUUUUUUUUGGUUAAAGUGUGACCCCUUUUUUAUACAGGAAGAGUGUGUAGUGGAGGAGUAAAGAUGACAACUGUGAGUCUUACCUCCCCUUGUAUUGUUAAAGCUGCAAUCCCUAACCGAUUUACAAGUGCUAUCGUCAAGGCCCCAACAACUCUUGGAUCUGUUAAGAGCAUCUCUAAAUCUUUUGGCUUGAAAUGUUCUUCCAAUUACAGAGCAUCAAUGGCAGUGUACAAAAUUAAGCUUGUUGGUCCAAAUGGUGAGGAAUGUGAGUUUGAAGCCCCUGAUGAUAAAUACAUCUUAGAUGCUGCUGAGGAGGCGGGUGUUGACCUGCCCUAUUCUUGCAGGGCUGGAGCUUGCUCCACAUGUGCUGGGAAGAUUAUUUCAGGCUCAGUGGAUCAAUCUGACGGUUCCUUCCUUGAUGAUAAACAAAUGGAGGAGGGAUAUGUGCUGACUUGUGUUUCAUACCCAACCUCGGACUGUGAGAUCCACACUCACAAGGAAGCUGAUCUCUACUAAGUAUUUGGUGGUCAGAAAUGAGUAGGCUCUCCCAAGUUUGUCUAGAACUCUUAUCUAAAUUUGCUACCAGUGAGGGUAAAUGCUCUCACGGACAAUUAGUUGUCUAGUGUUCUUUGUAAUGUUUGUGGUUGAAUGGCAUAUCUCAGUUUAGAAUUUCAAUCAUAUUUCUGGAUUGCCAUAGUUGGAGCAUGGUCCUCUUGAACUGCUCAAAUUAUCCCUAUAAACAGGGAAAAAAAAUUGCCACA
Theobroma cacao (cacao) is the source of this 1037-nucleotide messenger RNA. NCBI's taxonomy places the organism in Eukaryota, Viridiplantae, Streptophyta, Magnoliopsida, Malvales, Malvaceae. The record is from RefSeq and is a predicted model, not a curated record.